Messenger RNA from Phragmites australis (common reed), 1160 nucleotides. RefSeq lists its product as uncharacterized. Lineage: Eukaryota; Viridiplantae; Streptophyta; Magnoliopsida; Poales; Poaceae. The record is from RefSeq and is a predicted model, not a curated record. Gene Ontology annotation, cellular component: cytosolic small ribosomal subunit; ribosome. Gene Ontology annotation, biological process: translation; ribosomal small subunit assembly. Bases 151 to 417 code for a protein of 88 amino acids. The transcript has 3 exons. Gene Ontology annotation, molecular function: RNA binding; structural constituent of ribosome.
AACGGCGGAUAUCACUGCAUCACCCCACUACAGACCGCAACCCUUAACCUCGUCUACCCUCUGCCUCCCGCCGCCGCCGUCGCUUUCUUCUCCGGAGAGACCUCCAGAGACCAGCGAGCGCGGAGCCGGAGCAAACCCUAGCCUCCCGCCAUGGUGCUGCAGAAUGACAUCGACCUGCUGAACCCGCCGGCGGAGCUGGAGAAGCUCAAGCACAAGAAGAAGCGCCUCGUUCAAUCCCCCAACUCCUUUUUCAUGCACUACCGUGUUCAGCCACUCUCAGACUGUCGUGGUCUGCCCGGGCUGCCAGACGGUGCUCUGCCAGCCUACUGGUGGGAAGGCCAGGCUAACCGAGGGGUGCUCCUUCCGCCGCAAGGGCGACUAAGAGAUGAAAAUCAUCUGAAAGCAAAGCUCUAUUGAUCAAACUAUUUAGGUACACCGGAUGUAGUCUGAAUCUGGCCUCUGAGUGAACCCAUGUUUGAUAAUUUAAUCUUUCGCUAGAGUUAUGUCGUAACACUGGUACUUUUUAUUAACUGGGAGUGCGAGGUUAGACUGCCGGUAUGUAUCCUAGUGACGGUUGUCGUCAAUGAAUCGUCACUGGUACAUCACGGAGCCGGUCUCCCUCCCCUCUUGUACUUUGGAUGCAAUCUGAGUCACUGGUGGUCUUGUCUGCACCUUGUGGUGGCAGGUUUGGGGCUUGGCAGCCGGCAGUGGAGAGGAUGAAGAAUCUGGGCACUGAACUGUGCGACCGCAUAGCUUCCAUUCGCUCAGAGGAAGGAACAUCACAUAUGAGCGCCCUCUCUGGAACUGGAAGGGGCAUCCGGGCUUUGAUCUAAGAGCAGUUGAGACCCUGGCCGUGCGAAUGUGAAUGCGGUCCUACCUGAGCUGAGAUGUCUGAACUCGGCAGAGGAUGGAGACAAGCUGAGAAAUGAAAGCCGAGCAACGCUACUUCUCACACCCGGCUGGUGAGACGACACCAUUCGAGUAAUAAAUUGAGCCGUUUUCCAAACAAUGUGCUGAAAGCCCAUAGCUUUGCUACACAAUAUCGUACCGAGUAGUAGCUGCUCCUUGGCUGAACAUUCCUGAAAACCUCGAGGACACGACACGGCGUGCCGGAUCGUUCGUGGUUUCUUAAUCCAAAAAACAUCUGACAUAAGACACGG